AUGGCCUCCAUCUUCACCUAUCAAGAUGAGCCUCCUCGAAUACAUUCACCAUGGGCUACUCCGGGUAGUUCCACUCCCCAACUACUACAUCUGACCGAAACCCCUCUUCACGCAGGACAGUGUCAACCCAUCGGGCUCACAAAGCUAGAACCCGAGAACCAGGAAGGCCCCACAGAGUACAAACUUCAUUUGCUUCUUCGCCCUAGGCGUCGAUUUGUCUUGACUUCCACGACGACUUUGGUUCCUCAUCCUCAGCACUACACUUCACAGUCCAUCUCCGCAGAGCAUCGCUCCUCUAAUGACUCGGCCGUCUAUGCGCAGCCAUCUACCCAUGCUCGUCAGACCAGACUACAACAACUGACGACGCAGCUGCUUUGGAGACUGCAACAAUCAUCGCCGUUUCACUCCUCGUCAAAUGCAGAGCUAGUUCUCCCAGUGCUUCCCGAAGCAACACCAAGUUUGGGUGCUCCAGAGCGUCCGCAAAAGCUGUUGCCUGGACUCGAGGAGAGUCAAGGGGCUCUUUAUGAGAUCGGCGUGGCUGAUGACGGGACACUCGUCGGCCUGGUUGAGGAUGAGCUGAUAGAAAGUCUAACCAACCUUAGCGCCAUGGCUGCAAGUCUGGGCUGCACUACCAGCAUCAUGCGAAAAGUCGCAGUGGGCUCAUGUCAGUGGGCUGAGGACGACGAUGACGCGAGCAGGGACCAUUUGCGGACGGACAAGCUUUGGGUCGCUGAAGUUCUAGUCUACCCAGACUCAAGGGACACCGCCAACGUGGACAUGCCCAAGAUAACUCCCCAGCAGUCUUCCGGUCUGUUUGGACCCGAAGACGCACCUGUCUCCGAGACAUCUUCUACAGAGCAACUCCGAGUCACCUUGAUAGGAGCAACUGCAGCAGGCAAGUCUUCACUUCUAGGGACACUCUCGACAUCUACUCUGGAUAACGGCCGCGGGAAGAGUCGUUUGUCCUCGCUAAAGCAUCGACAUGAGCUUGCUUCUGGUGUCACCAGCUCAGUCGCCCAAGAGAUUAUUGGCUAUCUACAUGAAGGGAGUACCUUGCGGCCGGUUGUCAACUAUGCCUCGGGCAAUGUCUCAUCCUGGAUAGACAUCCACAAUCUCGCAGACCGCCUAGUGUUUCUCUCCGAUUCACCUGGACUUCCUCGAUUCGCGAAAUCAACACUUCGAAGCCUGAUAUCUUGGAAGCCAUCUUGGACUGUCCUAUGUGUUCCGGCAGAUGAUUGUGACCAGAAUGCAGGUCGCCGUAGAGCUUCAAGCCCGAUGGCUGAGCUUCUUCCCGAGGCUGGUUCCCUAGGGAAUACGGAUCUUUCGCUCUCUUACCUUGACCUGUGUCUAAGACUGGGGUUGCCGGUGAUCACUGCCAUCACAAAAAUGGAUCUGGCCAACAAGACCGGACUUCGACUGGUUCUAGCAAAGCUUCUUUCCGCUCUCAAGGCGGCCGGACGAAAGCCUGUAAUGCUCAACACUUCCCGUGGUCCAACCCUGAUGCCAGACGCUGCCGGCGUUCUUUCGGAGCUUCAAACCAUUAAUGUUGAUGACCAGACGGAGGCUGAUAGGGUCGUGGCUGCAAUGCAGAGCAACGAUGGUCACACAGUAGUUCCCAUUCUGAUGACCAGCGCUGUCACGGGAUUGGGGAUAAGUAAGUUGCAUGCUUUGCUUCGAUCCGCUCCGACUAUCAGGACACCCGGACCGGGGAGACUGAACCCUGCGCAUUCUCCUCUAUUCCAUGUCGACGAAGUUUUCAGCAUUCCCCUUUCACGCGUCUACUCCACAGAUCCUGAGGACCGAAUCUCGAAACAAGGAGUGGUUCUGUGUGGAUAUGUCUCUCGAGGCACGCUCUCCAUCGGGAGUAUUCUGUAUCUUGGACCAUUGGUCAUCGACUCGGAUUCGUCGCCAGGUCAGGCGCCUCGACCGACUGUCACGUCAAAGUCUUAUGGGGCCGAUGUGUCUCACCCCGCGCGGAUCUUGACUUCCUUUGCACGGUCAUAUCAAGCCGACACCUCCAGGUCUUCGACAUCUGGACGGAAACCGUCCACGACAAUGUUUCUGCCUGUACGCAUUGUGUCACUGCGCAAUCUCAGGCUUCCGGUUGUACGCAUGCAGCAAGGAGAAACUGGCACCAUUGGGGUUGAACCUGUCAACAUCCAGACGGAGACGAGGGCACUUGAAAGAGCCCGGAAAGGGAUGGUGCUUGUGGGAGACACGGACGAGACUAGCCUCACAGCUUACCAUUCGUUCUCAGCAUCAUUCCCCUCGUCUGACUUUGCUCGAACAGGCUCGCCGCCAUUGAUUCUUGGCGGCCAUGCUACUGUGUACAUCAACAGCAUACGUGCCGCUGUCAAGGUCACAGGUGUAGCAUUAGACGAAGGAACGGAGGACCGGGCGGCUGCAAGCUCCCACGAGGAGGAUGUAUUCCGCUUUGAUGUCGACGACGAGGGAGAUGGCGUGGAAGAAAGCAAGCGAAGGGAGAUCAAAAUCACCUUCCGCUUCGGCAGCGCAGUUGAGUGGAUGGAGACGGGGGAUCAGGUCCUUGUGGUCCCCACGUUGGUUGCACCCGGGCCGGUCUCAGGGCCAUCGGUGUCGAAUAUCUCAGGACUAGCUGGAUUUGUCGGUAGGGUGUGCGAGGUGUUCUGUUGA
Capronia epimyces CBS 606.96 is the source of this 2652-nucleotide messenger RNA. RefSeq lists its product as uncharacterized. Gene Ontology annotation, molecular function: GTPase activity; translation elongation factor activity; GTP binding. The record is from RefSeq and is a predicted model, not a curated record. Bases 1 to 2652 code for a protein of 883 amino acids. The transcript has a single exon. Lineage: Eukaryota; Fungi; Ascomycota; Eurotiomycetes; Chaetothyriales; Herpotrichiellaceae. Gene Ontology annotation, biological process: translational elongation.